UCCCUUUUUCAGCCAAUGGCAGAAACUCUUGUACGUACGUCUCUCUGUGUCCAUGUGAGUGGUGCGGGUUAGCUAUUAGCAGUAAACACAUCAUGCUUCGUCGAGAGGUGAGACUGAGGCGGGAGUACCUGUACAGAAAGGCACAGGAGGACAGGCUCCGAACAAUAGAGGAGAAGAAACAAAAGCUUAAGGGCGCCCUCGAUGAGAAUCGUCUCCUUCCCACUGAGAUACGCAAAGAAGCUCUUGAGCUACAGAAAAUACUGGAGUAUGACGACGAAGGGGCAGAAGGUGUCAGCUCUCAUGUGGACGAUGAGUAUAAAUGGGCUGGAGUGGAAGAUCCUAAAGUGAUGGUCACUACAUCCAGAGACCCUAGCUCCAGACUCAAAAUGUUUGCCAAGGAGGUGAAGUUGAUGUUCCCUGGAGCCCAACGCAUGAACAGAGGAAAUCAUGAGAUCCCUGCGUUGGUACGAGCCUGCAAAGCUAACAAUGUCACUGACCUCGUCAUUGUGCAUGAAACAAGAGGACAGCCAGAUGGCCUGGUAGUGUGCCACUUACCAUUUGGCCCAACAGCUUAUUUCACUCUUUACAACGUGGUAAUGAGGCACGAUGUUCCCGACAUAGGCACCAUGUCCGAGGCCUACCCCCACCUCAUUUUUCACAACUUCACCUCACGGCUCGGCAAACGGGUAUCCAAUAUCCUCAAGUAUCUUUUUCCAGUGCCAAAGGAGGACAGCAGGCGUGUGAUCACAUUUGCCAACCAAGAGGACUUCAUCUCUUUCAGACAUCACACCUAUAAGAAAACAGACCACAAGAACGUAGAGCUGACAGAAGUAGGACCCAGGUUUGAAAUGAAAUUGUACAUGAUCAAACUCGGCACCCUGGACAAUGAGAGCACCGCAGACGUGGAGUGGCGUCACCACGCAUAUACACACACAGCCAAGAAAAGGAGAUUCCUCAGUGUGGAAUAGCAAAAGACAGAGGAACUGAGUGGUUGUCUGGAAUUUAUAAAAUGAUGUGGUAUUUUGUUAAAGGACAUAAUGAGAAGCUCAAGUGUAGUCAACAACUGUGGAUAUGAAUGAGGAAUAGGACGGCAUCAUAAUGACACAGUUACGCUCAAGUAAAUUGAACCUUAUUUUUUGACAACCCUAUUGGUAGGGUUAUAUAUACAGUCUAAAGAUCUAAUGCAUACUAUUGGGUUUAUUAUAGUUAUGCUGUUUUUUAAUAAUAAAAAAAG
This is a messenger RNA of Archocentrus centrarchus (flier cichlid), 1234 nucleotides long. It is a transcript of the gene imp4, whose product is annotated as IMP U3 small nucleolar ribonucleoprotein 4. NCBI's taxonomy places the organism in Eukaryota, Metazoa, Chordata, Actinopteri, Cichliformes, Cichlidae. The transcript is spliced from 9 exons. Gene Ontology annotation, cellular component: nucleolus; small-subunit processome; Mpp10 complex. Gene Ontology annotation, biological process: rRNA processing. Gene Ontology annotation, molecular function: snoRNA binding; rRNA primary transcript binding. The record is from RefSeq and is a predicted model, not a curated record. The coding region runs from base 93 to 968 and encodes 291 amino acids.